Molecule: messenger RNA, 4500 nt
Organism: Triticum aestivum (bread wheat)
Lineage: Eukaryota; Viridiplantae; Streptophyta; Magnoliopsida; Poales; Poaceae
Exons: 9
Coding region: 99-956 (285 amino acids)
Source: RefSeq, a predicted model, not a curated record
UUAGCGCCGGUGCACCCAGGGGGCGAUUUUUUGCCCCUCCUAAGGGCAACGACUGGAGAUGCCCUAAAUCUCCGUCUUCCUUCCCGCUGGUCAGUCCCAUGGCCACCUCGCCUUCUUCCUCCACGUCGGUCGGCGGAUCGCCUUUUUCCUCGUCCCCGCCGUUCAGUCGCACGGCCACCUCGCCUUCUACCUCCACGCUGGUCGGCGAAUCGUCUUCCUCCCCGCCGGUCAAGUUAGUCGCCACUAAAGAAAAUACGUCGGUUUUGACGGAAAAACCGAGGAGGAAGGGUCGACGAAAUAGAAGAGACACUCCCACCGCCGUCAUGUUCCCGCCGGGAUCUGUUGAGGGCAGGCAGCAGCCACAAGAGAGGAGGUCAUCCCUGCCGGUAAAGAUCAGAUAUUCUAAUACAAAGCAGAGGAUGGCACUCUCCCUGUCUCAGCCGGUGGAUCAGGUCGGAGGCAGAUUCUCUGCACUUGUGGAUUUGCCUGAUGAGGAAAAGUCAUCUUCCGAUGAGGGUUCAGAGACUUAUGACACAGACCAUGUUUUGGCCUGGAGAGAUCCCGGUUUGCCUACACCAGUUUAUGUCAGAAUGGAUAGUUCAGGAGUUUAUUACACAUAUCCUACUCUGGGUGAUAAGCCAUUGCAGAGUCUUGAAGAAGUUGCAAGUGCUGUUGAUUCCUAUGCUCGUCCCAAUAGCAAUGCCAUGUCUGAUAAGGAGCUUUCAGAGAAGGACCGUGCUGUACGUGAACGUCUUUACUUUCCAGAUGGCACCCCGAAGGUCUACACAAGGGCUAAAGUAGUGGAGAGGGAACGUGACAUACUUCGGAGACUGGUUGAAGCUUUACUGGACAAGCGGAAUGACGAUGAGGAUCGUGUGUAUGAACUCGAAAAAUUGUUCAUUGGCAAUCAAUCUGCGAAGGUGUCGAAUGGUACUAUCAUCUCAAUAUCACUGUGAAGACCAAAGAAGCUGCCAAUGAUGCGGGCAGCACCAGUCUAUUCUUCGUUGAAGUCGCACGUGAUUCGAAUGAUAUCACAGGAUAUUAUAUCAACACUUUCUCCAGGGUUGACACUGACGGCCAGGAUCGUGGAGCUACCUGCAAUGGCUGUAUAAACAAUGAAAGUGAUGGUAUGAAGCACCCGCGUGCUGCUUCAUUCAAAGGCGGCCACAUGAACAUCCGUUUCCCACUUGGUUUUGGUCCCUGUAAUGAGAAGCAGUGGGCCGACUCCCGUCACAGUGAAGCUCAGUUUAAAGAAAUGCUAAAAAAAGGAGAAAAGGAUAAGAGACCAUUUUGAGUUCCUUGAAAAUGCUGAACAUCUGCGCCGCAAACAUCUUAAUUAUCGACAUGAAUAUCAAAUAAAUCUCCAGGUUCGAGUCCCAAUCUCCUUCUAUGUGUUAGUAGUUGUGUGUCUGUCAAGUUUUUUGUCCCAUUCCCACGUGAAUUUUUAGAUGUUUAGAGGAAGAAUCCUGAAAGCUCCUGGAUGUUGGUAGUGUUACCAAACUGUUUUUUUAGUUCCGAGCCUGUUUUCUGGCGACCUGCUUGUGAGAAGAAUAGGGCACUUGCCUCUGAACUGCUCAGUAGUUUGCUUGGGUUUGUAUCCACCCUGAAACUUGAUUGUUCUGAGGUCACUAAAUCUGUUUGGUGUCCAUUAUUGGUGUUUGAAACUGGUCUGCUAUCUGUUUUCCUUUGCUCUUUUAGUUGUGCCGUUGCAUGUUUUUGUUUAGAUGACUCCAUAUACUCGUUGACUGCUGAGGAAAGUAGUGUUGCUGAUGUGAUUUUGAAAAUUGAACUACUGUGCAAUCACGGUCCAUAGUACUAUAUAUUUCGCCACCAGCCACCUUUUUGAAUGUCAGUCGUCUGCAGUUCUCUAGCUCUGUUGUCUUUUGGAGGCACUGCCUGUAUGCGACAUGGCCGUGAACUCAUCUUGUAUUCAAAUUUUGUGUUUUUGACUAGUUCUUUGAUUGCUGCUUUUUUAAAGUCGGAUGAAGAAUUUGCCUCUGAUUCAGAUGAAGAGUGAAGAUGUCCCUGCCUAUUAUCACCUGUUUUCAUUUAUCAGUAGAUUGAACUCAGUGGAGCUUUCGAGUAUUUGAACUUGUUACCAAGUUAAACACCCGACUUAAUCUUAGCUAUUAUGACGUUUGUGUGUAAUGUCAUAUGUGAACAAGGCUGGAAGGCUUGUCCAAUUUCUUUUGUGUUCUUUAUUUACCCUGUCUGGAAUAGUAGCUUAUUUGCAUACCACCACAAGCUGUUCAAGCAUCGAGACGAAACCUUAGCUUUGGCCCUGUUUCUGUUUGCAUAGAUUGCCACGUCUCUCGUGCUCCCCCUCGCUGUGCUCUGGCUAUCCUCGCCAGGACUGCAGUGCCAUUGCACCAUUGGGUGAUAGCAUUGUGCCUAGGUGGCGUGCACAGAUGAGACCUUGUCGGUUCUGAUGGUGAUCCCAUUACGUGUGGCUAUCACUCCAUAAUGCGGGGCUGGUGACCUCGGCCAGAUCAAGGUCUGACAACCUAGAUAGUACAUAUAUCAUCUUGGUUAGUGCAGUGCCACUCCACCAUCGCGAGAGACUUUGUUAGGCAGGUAUCAACUUUCCUAGGUGUAGGAUUAUUGCAGUAAAAAGCCUUCAUAAACUAGUUAUUGCUUUUUCUUUUAAUAUCUGAAACACCAUGCAUUCCAUUAGCUAGUGCCUGCUCGAUGAAACAUAUACUAAGCUGGAACUUUGCUUCUCUGAAGAGAGCACCGAUCGGCGCGCGAUCCCACUGUGACGUCUCCAUGGCUAUCUUAACUGUUUGACAGCCAGUGGAAAAAAUGACACGGCCCAUACCAAAAUUUUCAGCAAGAUGAAUAGCAUGUACGAACGCUAUAGUCUCCGCAUGCAGGGCAUCGGAAACAUCUCUUAGUUGGCCUGCAGCAGCAAAAAGCACACCCCUAAUUGUGGAGAGCAACUAGUUAACGAGCGCUCCGAAGGAAGGAGCGCUCCAAACGAGCGGUUCAGGAGCGCUUCGCACGUAUCGCGCCCGGAGCGCUCCCGUGAGGGAAAACCAGCCAAUGCCGUUGGUUUUCGGUUUUUCCUUUCCGGUUUGAGGUUUCAUGCAUUUUGCAGUUUAACCCUUCAACUACUUGAAUUUUUUGUUUUUCCUUUCUGUGCGAUAACAGACAGAAAAUAGCGGCCAACCGCGUGGGCGGUUCCCUGUUUCCUUUUUGUUUUUCUUUUUGUUCCCAUUAUAUUUUUGGGAAAUGGAGUUUUAUGAGGUAGUUACGGGCGGGGCUUCCAACACUAUCAAAUCUGACCUUUCGAGUAAGCAAAAACAGAAACUUUAUCAUACACACGCUUGGACGAGAAAACAUGUUAACGCACGGUCGUGAAGAGUGCAGAGGCAUGUGUGAAUCUUGUCAAUGCCAAUGUGUGAAUUCUCUAUAGUCACGGGCGUAUAGUAGGAGAGGCAUGGGCUCUAUCACUUUACUGACUUGGAGCAUAGAGCAGCGUCACAGUGGUGUAGCUUCCUGUAUCAGCUUCGAGGGGCAGCGUGUUGGUCCUGCAACGUGUUCUCCGUCGUGGUGGCACGCGGCGCCUCCGGCGCAGGGACCCUCCUACUCGUCUUCGACUCGUUAAUUUUCAUAAACAUCUUGAAGGGGGACAUAGGUCGGAAUGUGUGUUGGUUGUGCAACGCGUUCUCCGUCGUGGUGGCACACGACACAGGGACCCUCCUGCUCACCUUCGGCUCGUUAAUAUCUCAUAAACAUCUUGAGGGGGGGAGGCACAUAGGUCGGAGUGUGUGUUAGUCGGGGCAGCGCGUUUUUCACGCGUUUGGUUGGUUGCUGAAGUUCAUGAGAUGCUAUAAGAAGUUGACACCUCAGGAGUAAUUCUUUAUGCAAGUCCUGUAGAAGGCACGGGUGUAGAAGGCACGGGCGUUACAGCCAAGCUACUUCGCCUGGAAAGGCAUGGGUGUGAAACAUUUACUGUCACAUGUGCACAACACCUAGCCACGGUUGAGGCAUGUGAGGUUUGAAUUCUCAAGAGGCACAGGCAUGUUGUCUUCAGAGGCAUGGGCGAGUUGUCUCCAAAGGCAUGGAUAGGAAUUCGUCUUGGGACACUACUAGGAAAAUGCUUAUAGGUAGACAUUUAGCAGUAGCGUUGGUUAGAGACCCCACGCUACUGCUAUUUAGCAGUAGCGCUAGACAACAUCAGCGUUGCAAGCGUACGUUAGCAGUAGCGCGGGAUUUCCCGGCCAGCGCACUUGUUGAUGGGCCACGCUCUUGGCCCCUAGUUGCCGAUUUAGCUAUAACGUUGGGCCUCUUCCCCCGCGCUGCCGCUCAGCCCACCUCUGCUUUCUCCCGCGCCGGCCCGUGCGCCCCUUCCCUCUCACUCACUCACACUCACACGCUGACACUCACAGAUCGAAUCCCUCAAUCCCCGAUCCGGCCGCCGCCCUCGUGUCCUACUCCGGCCGCCCUUCCCCAUGCGGGCCCUCUUCCCCCGUCGGCUGCCCUUCCCCGCACCGUCCC